This is a messenger RNA of Lytechinus pictus (painted urchin), 2871 nucleotides long. Its product is annotated as ficolin-2-like. NCBI's taxonomy places the organism in Eukaryota, Metazoa, Echinodermata, Echinoidea, Temnopleuroida, Toxopneustidae. The transcript has 4 exons. The record is from RefSeq and is a predicted model, not a curated record. Bases 513 to 1712 code for a protein of 399 amino acids.
GAUGUGUACAAAUGUCAUUUGCUAAUCAGGAUCAAAUUAUCUUCACCGACGUUUUGAACUCCCAUGAUGGUUCUGUUUUCACUGACGCGUUUCAAAGCCAGGAACCUACGGAGACCGGGAUGUCACUCUCAAUUGCUUUGAUAUCCGGUGUUAGCUCUUCCUGCCAUCACAGAGUAUGGGCAUCGUUGUUUUGUGUUGAGACAUGUUUUCUCCGGACGAGCAGCAACCCAGCUCACGUCACCGGGCAUUGUACCAUUCGAGAUAAUGGGGCCAAGUAUAUAUUUUUGAUGGCUAGCUAUCUGUCCUUCGAAACUAGGUUUUAAUUGGAAAGUGAUUCAGUGAUGAUUGUUGGCUAUUGUACUGGUUCUUACUCCUGACCAUGUUCGCUGCGAGUAUAAUCUUUUGACAUAUUGCUUGAAUAUCAUAACUCAUAAGUCGGACUUGUCUCUGAGGCUCGUUCGGUGAUCUUUAACCUGGAUAGUUUCAGAGAUAGGUCCUAGAUCUCCUAAUCAAUGACAGCAAACAUGGGCAUGGGGCUUGUAGCCCAGAUUGUUCUUCUAUGUGCAGUUACUUGCAGUGCGCAGAACAACGAGACGACGGUCGAAGACUCUGAGAAUCAUAUCAAUAGAGUAUCAGUUGACAAUCAAUAUCAAGAUCUUAUCAAUGUCACCACGAACGAAGAAAACAUCCAAGAGUCGGUUGAUAGCAAUAGUCAGGAAAGGUUCGUCUGUAGGCCACAUAUCACAAUUCAGGCGCCACCUCUGCCGGUGCCGAUUUCAACAGAAAGCACUUGCGACUGUAACUGCAGCAGCAGCAGAAGGAACUCUGGUGAUGUGAACACAGAGGAGAAGCAGACGGAAAGUCUGGUCCGACAGCUCCGGGAAUUGGUACAGGAGUGUAGGGCUGGAGGGGAUGGAGCAAGAGGAGUCGGUAGAGGGGACGGUGGCUGGACCCGUGGGUCGCAGGAUGGUACCAGGAUACUAGCCGAAGCUUUAGUGGACCUUGCUACUGUCCUCAAGCACUUCCAGACACCAGGAGUUCCUGUUCCAGGUUCAAUUAUAUCUUUACCCAAGGAUUGCUCCGAGGUUCUAUCCAGAGGUGCCACAAAUAGUGGGGUAUACACCAUCCAAACCUUGGACUCUGGAAGACCAUUCCAGGUUUACUGUGACAUGGAGACGGACGGAGGGGGCUGGACGGUUCUACAAAAGCGACAGGACGGUUCGGUGGAUUUCUUCCGGGGCUUUGCGAGCUACCGACGGGGCUUCGGGUCUUUGGAUGGGGAAUUCUGGCUCGGAAACGACCAAAUCCAUCGCCUAACUUCCCAAGACGAGUACCAUCUGAGGAUAGAUCUGGAAGAUUUCAACGACGUGACAGUUUUCGCAGAGUACCGUGUGUUUAGAGUUGCUGAUGUUAACGAGGAUUAUAGAGUCACUGUAAGCUCUUACCAUGGCACCGCCGGUGACGCGUUCACGACACACAGCGGCCAGCCGUUCUCAACCAAGGACCGUGACAACGAUAACUGGUCCAGCAAGAACUGCGCCCGGGAGUACCAUGGUGCCUGGUGGUACAACUCUUGCUACUAUGCCUCGCUUAAUGGGGAAUAUCUGAGAGGGAUAUCGGAGAGUUACGGGACUGGGAUCGUUUGGUAUCAAUGGCAUGGCUAUUACUACUCCCUUAAACGCACGGAAAUGAAGAUAAGACCGGCCGACUGAUGUACCAACUACGAACUACGGAAUAGAACUGAUGAUCUUUAAAGCACAAAAUUAAUAAACAGCAUGUCAACAAGCUCCUCAUUUUGUCACAUUUUUUGACAAAAAAAAAUACUCUGGAAAGAAAAUGCACAUAAUAGAAUCCCGAGUCUCCGUCUGAAUAGCCAUCUGUGUCCGACAACCUCAUAAACUGAUAUAUAGGCCUACACCCAACAUGGCGUCAUCUCCGUAUCCAAAUUUAGGCCUGCAACCUAUCGUGUUCCAAGUGGCGUGACGAUGAAAAAAAUGCUGGUGAUUGCCGGAGAAUGAUGAAGGAAAAGGCAACCAAUUUUCCAGAAUUGGCGAUGUCUGGAGACCCAGUCACUGGACCACAUUUGUUCACCUUUUCUGGACUCGGAUGCAUACGCAGCAGGCCGUCUGGAUAUUGAAUGGUCUCGUACAAAAUCUUCUUUGAAAGAGGGGGGGGGUGUAAUUUCAAAAGAGUGCAAAAAAGAAGAAGGGACGAUUGAUUAAAAGUCCUAAACCGAUUCCUGGACAGUUUCACCUAAACCAAUCUUUGGAGUACGCAGGUUUUAUUACUCUGUCUUACCAGAAUAAUAGUCCUAUUUCUUGUAAGUCCAUGCUAGUAUGAUAGACGGAAUCGGUAUGAUUUUCAUGUUUGCCCUCUCGGUAUUCAAAAAGAUUAGAAUUAGAACUUGUAAGAGUUUCGAUAGAUUUUAUCUGCAAUUGCGAUUGAUCUGAAACUCAUAUCUCUUAACCACACAAAUUUAGAUCAAUCGCCAUUUGAGUUCAAUAUCAAUCACUCGCAAAUCUUUGUAAGACGGCCCAUUGGUUUCAGUGACAGUACAGAGUGUGAUAAUUACGAAAGUAUAAUUUGGUUAAAAGAAAACUUUAUUCCACCUUUGCAAAUUAAUAAACUUGCCCUCGUAUAUUAUGUAACGUUAUAUGUUUCUACACUAUCAUGACUUCAUUACCCAAUAAACAAACAGGUAUAUACCUGAUGUUAAUUGCAUGUGAGCUUUUAGAGCCCUUCGUAAAAAAGUUAACAUUAUCUCAACUCUUCGAACCCUAACUACUGACAUUGCAAUUAGUCUUCAAGUAAUUUUUUGUAAUUGAUUAUACAUUUCUCUUAAUUAUUAAAACAUACUUCAGUUCAUAAAAA